AUGAAAGACGAGCAUUACCACGCGCCCAAAGGUCUUGCCGCACCCUCGGCGAAAGCAAUUCCGCCUGGGUUCAAGCGCGAUGAGAGGGAGACGUUGACUGGGGGCUUCCAUUCCGAAGAGGAUGAAGUACGCGCAACGAUUGCCCUGCGCGGCCAGGGCGGACCUCGGAAAGGGCGACCUACGAACCUGCAGGUGCCCUACAAGGGUCGCCUGAGUGGAAGCGUUCGCGCCGUUGCUCAGAGGGAUAAGGCGCGAUUACGAAACGAAGAGCAGCAAGCUUUACACGCUGCAGGUAAUGCCGACCGCGCUGCCAAACAUCAGGUGGAGAAGAAGCUCAGGCGGGAAAAGUCGUACCAAGCUAUGUCACGAGCAGCACAGCGUGCUGCCCUGAAGACAGCCCAAGAAGCGGUUGAGCAGAAGCGCCUUAGCAACCGCCAGAGCGUGAAAUGGCUCCAGCCAGCCCUCGCCGCAGUCCAUGAGAAAUGGGCCGACGCACCUCUUCCAGCCGAUCCCCGACCUCUUUCAAAAGUCCUCGAGGGUGCGUCAGUGUCCAAAGACCACCCUGGUGCUGCGCCUCUGAACCGGGCCGCUCUCCGCAUCUAUGGCGGCGGUGGUGCUCUCGAGCUCAUCAUGCGCAACACGUAUUGUGACGGGUUUGCAAAGCUUCAAGCGAAUUCGUUUAAGAGCCCGGAGGCAAAGAAAGAGUGGACGGACUUUGUAGCCAGGCUACAGCCAUCUGAGUUGGUAAUGGUGAAAGACGAGCAUUGGCG
Alternaria arbusti is the source of this 770-nucleotide messenger RNA. RefSeq lists its product as uncharacterized. The annotation marks the transcript as partial. Lineage: Eukaryota; Fungi; Ascomycota; Dothideomycetes; Pleosporales; Pleosporaceae. The record is from RefSeq and is a predicted model, not a curated record. The transcript has 3 exons.